CCGUUGCGACUUGCGAGCGAGCAUCGAUGAUCACUUAGCUAGGCCAAUGAAGCUAGCUAACAAAGGCUAGGCACGCGCGCCCAACGAUAUAUAGGAUUACAGUGUACCCGGCCGGGCCAAAAGCCAAGCGAAUCCACGAACCAGCAGCUAGCCAACCAUCGAGGAAGGCACGGCCGGCGACGAGAGCGAGCGAGAGAAGAUGGGGAAGCGUAGGAGGAACGACGGGUUGGUGAGGCAGUACACCAGGUCCGAGGUGCCCAGGAUGAAGUGGACGGACGAGCUCCACAGCAGCUUCGUGCGAGCCGUCGACUUCCUAGGCGGCCAAGACAGCACCAGAACAACUCCUAAGCGCAUUCUUCAGCUCAUGGAUGUCAGAGGCCUCACCAUAUCCCAUGUCAAGAGCCACCUUCAGAUGUACAGAUGCACACCGCGUGGCAUUGGAGAGAAAGAGACGCAGUUACAACUUCAUCCAAAGAAUCACUCAUUUGCCGUUGAUGAGCGAGGCUCCAAAGGAUUCAUAUUCCCGCCCAUAAAAAGGGCCAAGGUAGGGACAGAAAUUGCAGCAGCAAGGAACAUGCAAGGUAGCAGUGAUAUGAGGAGGAGGAUUCCUGGCAACCAGUGCUGCAUUGAUGAUUACGUGCAACUGCAAGCAAUGUCCAUGGACCGGAGGAACGUAAACGGGGGCCUCGAAUGGCAGAGUGCCGCUACUGCUGCUUCUGUUGUAAAUCUCCAGCAUUUAGGGUCUUGGGUGCAAGAGCCUGAGCCCUCUAAGGUUAGCAUACCAGAACCACGCGAUCAUCUGAACCAUACGGCGAGGCGGAUAUCUUCCACGGAGAGCUAUGAGAGCUGGUGCUUGCUGUUCAGCGGUGCAACGACCGGAGAAGACGAGCCGGAUGACUCGGCGGCCAACAAGUGCUCGCCGCGGUUGUCGCUCGCCGUCGAGCAGAAAGCUGAAGACGUUGUCUCCUCCUGGCCCAGCGAGAGCAGCUGCGUGCUCUCGCCGUCGUCGAGGAGCUUUAGCGACUGCUCGGGGCCUCCGGGCUGCGGCUUUGCCGGACAGCAUGUUAACCUGGAUCUUUCCCUGUCGAUAUGCGGAUCGUAGUUUAGAAACAUUUUCCAGCAUGUGAUCGACAUGGUGCACUUCAUGUUUGUUUCAGCUGAUCUGGUCCAAGUUUUUGUAG
Brachypodium distachyon (stiff brome) is the source of this 1181-nucleotide messenger RNA. RefSeq names its product myb-related protein 2. Gene Ontology annotation, molecular function: DNA-binding transcription factor activity; DNA binding. The transcript is spliced from 6 exons. Lineage: Eukaryota; Viridiplantae; Streptophyta; Magnoliopsida; Poales; Poaceae. Bases 200 to 1102 code for a protein of 300 amino acids. The record is from RefSeq and is a predicted model, not a curated record.